Triplophysa rosa is the source of this 1218-nucleotide messenger RNA. RefSeq names its product phospholipase A and acyltransferase 2-like. The transcript has 4 exons. The record is from RefSeq and is a predicted model, not a curated record. Gene Ontology annotation, biological process: N-acylphosphatidylethanolamine metabolic process. NCBI's taxonomy places the organism in Eukaryota, Metazoa, Chordata, Actinopteri, Cypriniformes, Nemacheilidae. Gene Ontology annotation, molecular function: glycerophospholipid phospholipase A1 activity; A2-type glycerophospholipase activity. The coding region runs from base 92 to 604 and encodes 170 amino acids. Gene Ontology annotation, cellular component: cytoplasm.
CUGGCGGUUGUCCUAUGACCACGCCUAAAAGGCUUGGCAAAAUACAUUAUUUAGUUUCUAUGCGUAACGAGUCGACUAAACAGCAACAAACAUGGACUACGCGAAACAGGUUGAGCACAUUGUAUCCACUGCUCAUUUUGGAGAUUUGAUUGAGUUCACUUAUCCCAUUGGCUACGCACACUGGGGCGUGUACGACGGGGAUGGAUACGUUAUUCACUUCGCUGUUGCUGAUGAAACUCAGAUCCAGAGUACAUUUCGGGGCUACCUCCAGGCAAUUUUUCCUGUCUGUGGUGAUCUUUUGCUUGGAGAGACUAAGAUACGUCGCCAGCUCCUGGCUGAGGUUAAUGUACCUAAAGGAGCUCAAGUUUCAGUGAGCAAUAACCAUCACACUUUCACAUCUUCACCUGAGGAGGACAUGAGACGGCGACGAGAUGCUCUACUGGAUAAAGAAUUUACCUACAAGCUUUUUACAUGUAACUGUGAACACUUUGCCACAUUUAUCCGGUUCGGAAAAGCUGUGUGCAAUCAGAUUCCAGGGAAGAGCAAAAACAAGGAAUGUGUGGAGGCUACUGAACAGUUUGGCUACCUUGUUCCUUCAUCUUAAUCUAUGCUAAGAAUGACGUAUAUCACAAAAAAAUAUUGCAUUAUUUCACUAAAUACAGGCUACAUGUAAUAAUGUUCUUGUGAUAAACCAUAUGUGCAGGUUUGUAGUUAUGUAAAGAUUUAAGUUUAAUGUCAGGUUCACGUCUUGUGCUGUGUAUGAAAAAUGUACAAAGAACUGCUGUAAAUGUGUUAAACAGUCUGAUGUUUGUAAAAUGAUUGAAUCUACCCUUACAAUCUACACACACACACACACACACACACACACCCACGCACAAAAUAAGACAAAUAUUAUAAUCACUUGAAUGAAAUCUCUCUGUUAACAUUAGUAAUGCACAAUGAAUUAACACGAGCAAAUAAUAUCAACUGCAUUUUUAAUAACCAACAUUAACUCAUGAAGUCUAAGAAUAAUAGAUAAAAUAUUGUUAAUUGUUGGCUCAUGUUAGAUAAUGCAUUAACUAAUGUAAUUUAAUCUCAUAGUAAUUUGUUAUAAUUGUACUUGCCCCAUAACUAGUACUGUAUUUUGGCAGUAACAUGGUUACCAUAGUAACAUACAUAAGGGAUAGGGUCAAUGUUCUGUCAUUCAUAAUUUCUUUCCAAAUAAACAUUUCUACUUUA